Messenger RNA from Centruroides sculpturatus (bark scorpion), 875 nucleotides. RefSeq names its product calcitonin gene-related peptide type 1 receptor-like. The transcript has 8 exons. Gene Ontology annotation, cellular component: plasma membrane. Gene Ontology annotation, molecular function: G protein-coupled peptide receptor activity. Gene Ontology annotation, biological process: adenylate cyclase-modulating G protein-coupled receptor signaling pathway. Bases 171 to 875 code for a protein of 234 amino acids. Lineage: Eukaryota; Metazoa; Arthropoda; Arachnida; Scorpiones; Buthidae. The record is from RefSeq and is a predicted model, not a curated record.
GUUGAGAAGUUCAAAGCAUUAAAGAUUGAAGAGAAAAGUAAAGAAACAUGUGUUACAAGUUACCAUAGCAACAAAAUCUUGCAACAUCAUUUACUUCAUCUACAUCUUCUUUUUCAAUUGUAUGAUUCAGUCGGUUUCGAAAUUGAUUUUAAGAGAUUUAAACAAGUCAAAUGGUUAAGUAUAUACAGUGGAAAGAAUUAUUAAUUCUACUUCAAUUUUUAAACGUAUUUUACAUUAUACAGGCGUCCCAAAUAAACAUAGAAAAGUUUGAAAAUAAUCACAUUCGACAUGAAAAUCAUAAAGUUAGGCAAAAAGUUUUAUUAAAUCAACUCAAGAUGUACUGGAAGUGUAGAAGAAAUGCUAUUAACUUGCCAUCUGAUGUUGAAGGAGAUGAUGCAUUUUGCCCUUCAACGUUUGACGGAUGGGUAUGCUGGAAUACAACAAGAGCACGUGUUCAAGCAACCGUCCAAUGUCCAUCAACAGAUGAUGAUGAUGAUGAUGAUGAUGAUGAUGAUACACGUAUAGCAUUGAAGAAUUGCUUACCAAAUGGUAAAUGGGAGAAAAAUCAAAAUGGAGAGGAUGCUACUAAUUAUGAAGCUUGCAAUAUAAAGCACCUGAGCCCAGAAACUAAGAGACGAUUAUAUGAAUUAAUUACAAAUUUUGCAAGUUUAGAUGAAUCUCCUUACGAUGAUCCAAAGAUUCUAAAUGUGUAUGAAAAAUGUGUUGAAAAUUUAGUUACCAGAACAUCAACUAUACCUGGUACUUACUGUCCAGGUACGUUCGAUGGGUGGAGUUGCUGGAAUGAUACCCCUGCUGGUGAAGUAACUUACGCUGUUUGUCCUAAAUUUAUACCUGGUUUCUUGCCAGAUAGCUGA